Molecule: messenger RNA, 1858 nt
Organism: Labrus mixtus (cuckoo wrasse)
Lineage: Eukaryota; Metazoa; Chordata; Actinopteri; Labriformes; Labridae
Product: chemokine-like protein TAFA-1
Exons: 6
Coding region: 502-942 (146 amino acids)
Biological process (GO): regulation of neuroblast proliferation; neuroblast differentiation
Molecular function (GO): receptor ligand activity
Source: RefSeq, a predicted model, not a curated record
GCAGUCUGGCUUUAAGACAUGUGAUACAGUCUUUACACUCAGCCAGCCUGUACGGAAACAUUUGUCUCUUAGUGCUCACUGAGGGGGGGACUCAGCGAGAGAGAGCCGCUGCUCAGAGGCUGCCUCUCACUGGAAGGAUGCAGACGGUGAGAGAAGAGAUUCCACUACAGUUAAUUAAGGAGCACUCUGCACGUGCCUAUAAAUGCGAAGGGGCAAAUGAAUUCAGUGUCAGUGAGAGCAGCUCCUCGAGGGGAAGCAGUGAUAUUUCAAAGGUGGAAUUGAAAGAGCUGUAAAUCUAUUUCCUGACUCCGGCUUGACGGUCAUUUCUGAAUCACUGGACUGUUGCUAUCAAAGUGUGGAGCAGGCAGGCAGAGUCAGUGGAGUUUCCUCCCCGAGCCAAAUUCAAGACUUAUUGGAUGGGAUAAACAUGAGCAGCAUUAUGGAUGGAUUUAUGUCAUUCUGCUGAGAUAUUUAUACACUCAUUGUCUGGUUGCUCAGCAGAUGUGUCCUGUCAUGUCCUGGCUGCUCUGCCUGUGCCUCUGGGUCAGUGUGACGGCCAUCCAGCUGUGUCAGGCCACUUUCUACGACACCAUCCAGCAGCAUCAUGGGACACGGCCUGGACGAACCACCAUCCACCAGAUUGAGGGGGGCACAUGUGAAGUGAUCGCUGCUCACAGAUGCUGUAAUAAAAAUCGUAUUGAGGAGCGGUCGCAGACGGUCAAGUGUUCUUGUCUGCCAGGGAAGGUGGCUGGAACCACAAGAAACCGACCUUCAUGUGUCGACGCAUCCAUAGUAAUUGGGAAGUGGUGGUGUGAGAUGGAGCCUUGCCUGGAGGGGGAGGAAUGCAAGACGCUACCUGACAACUCAGGCUGGAUGUGCUACGCCGGCAACAAGAUCAAAACCACAAGGAACACUCAGCCAUACACCACAUCAACAUAUUAACACUUUGCAGAAAAGAUGCAAUGGACCUCUUCUGCUGCAAAGGUUAAUCUGCAGCACUGUCACAGGACCAAUUACCACAAAGACAAUAAACCUAUUGUUGCUCUAAGAAAUGUGAACACUUCUCAGAUUAAAGUGUAAAAAGAUGUAGAAUACAUAAAGCACAUCCCUGCUCGAGGCUACUGAAAAUACUGACGCUCAGAGAUGCCUGCGGGGAACUUCAUCAUAACCUUGUAAUGAAUAGAUUUUCAUCAUUUCCUUCCAACUUUGAGAUGGAAACGAGACUGUCUGCAUUUGGAUUAUUAUCUGGAGAGCAUCUGACGUCUCCUCCUCAGACAUCAGUGAGACAGAUGUGCACUAUGAAGCAGCAAACAGGAGACAAAUACAUCAAAGGAAGCGGGAUGAGCGAGUACAGUAGUUGACAGCCCUCAGGAUUUGCUUUUUUUAUCAUUGUAAAAUGAAAAAUACUGUACAUAAAUUGUUUGUCUUUUCUUGUGUACAUGAGCUUUAUUUAAAGUGGUGGUGAAAAACGAUCUUUCGAGUCCCCAAAUGCGGUCUUGAUCUUCUCCUUUCUUCAUACCCACACAGCCAAAGUUCAAAGAUGCAGUGCUUUGAAGAUACAGUGCGAAGAAGACGUAUUACAAACACAGCUUGUGUGUCCUGAUACUGUACCUUUUACCAUUUGUUUGUAUGGUACUUGUUUGCCUUUGAUCACCUCUUACAUGGCUUUACCAGUCGAACUCGGCAACUUGUCAACUACCCUAAAACUGAUCGAUUCACCAAAAUCCUGAUACCAGUAGGUUUACUUUGGAAACUUGAAAUGCCUUAUUUGUGUCAAAUCAUACAAAUGAUGAUAUUGUAUAUGAAGCCAUCUUGAAAUGUGCUGAUAUUUCAUUAAAGUCACUGUUCCUGUAACUGA